AUGGAGUCGAGCAUGAAGCACAAGAGAACUAUUAUUGAAAAAGAAAAAGAGAUGACUAUAGACGUGAAGGUCACUAAAACAAUCACUAUAACAGUUCAGGAAUCAGAUAGUAUCGGACACGUGAAAUCUUUAAUACAUGAUCAUGAGGGCAUACCGGAAUGUCUUCAACAGCUAUUUUCAAAAGAUGUUCGCCUAACAGAUGAUGAACAGAAGCUAAUGGAUUGUGGCAUUAUCGAAAACUCCACCCUUCAUGCUUAUAUUUAUAUCGACAAUUCAGUACCAAAGGUACUUUUGGUGAAGAGACCCCAUACUAAUGUAACAAUUACGGUUUAUUCAAGGACAUUCAAUACUAUCCAGGAUGUCAAAUGUAGGAUUGGGGUCAAAGAAGGAGUAAACUCAAAGAAAUUUUCUCUUAUUCAUGACGGGAAGUUUCUUGACGAUGACAAAACCUUAGUUUUUUACAAAAUCAAUGGUGGAUCAACACUUCAUAUGGUUUACAUUCCGCGAGACAAGUUGCUUAUUUCAACAAAGGAAACUGUUAAAAUAGAAGUCAAGGUUGCAUUAACUGUUCGCGACAUCAAAACUAUUAUAGAAAGCAGAGUUGGCUACUCGAUAAGUUUUAUGGAUUUGUUUAUUGGGAAACAUAAAUUGGAAGAUUCAAAGAUAUUAUAUCAUAGUGAUGUCAAUGAAGAGUCUGUCUUAAAGGUGAAGAGUAAAACAAUACAGAUCUUAAUCAAGACGAGUGGUGGAAGUAUUACACUAGACGUGCAGAGGCACGAGUUGGUCAAGGAUGUGAAGGGCAUGCUUUUACAAAAGCUAAACAUACCAGUUCAUCUGCAAAAACUUGUGUUCGAGGGAAAAAGCCUAGCUAAUUACCGGGAUUUAGCAAGCUACAAUAUCAGAAUGCACUCGAAUAUCAUUUUUGAUUUUCGUAGUCCUGUUUCUACGACAACUACCUGAUAUUACGAGUUACCAACAGCAUUGUGGAUUCAAGUACUAUACCUCUGGUACUCAUUUGAUAACGUUGAUCAGGAACGAACUAAAACUACCUCUUAACUUGCUUUUUGGAAGGUGGUGAACUUGUUUUGUUUUUUCAAAUACGUUUUAGUUGAAUGGAUGAUCUAUUGAAAACAAUCUUUCGAACUUCUCAAGGAAGAUAAGGAGAAGUUUGA
Molecule: messenger RNA, 1172 nt
Organism: Solanum pennellii
Lineage: Eukaryota; Viridiplantae; Streptophyta; Magnoliopsida; Solanales; Solanaceae
Product: polyubiquitin-like
Exons: 2
Coding region: 1-960 (319 amino acids)
Biological process (GO): protein ubiquitination; modification-dependent protein catabolic process
Cellular component (GO): cytoplasm; nucleus
Molecular function (GO): ubiquitin protein ligase binding; protein tag activity
Source: RefSeq, a predicted model, not a curated record